CCCCGCGAGCUGCAAAACGUCCAAUGGGAGGGCGCGCGGGAGAAGCGGCCAGCCAAUGGCUACGCCGCGGGGGCGGGGCUGUUCCGUGGGACAGGCCCGGCGGAAGCCGGGCGGGCUCAUUCUCGCCUCAGCCGUCUCGUCGCUGUGGUCGCAGGAGCUGCGGCGGAGCUAUGGGGGCCUCAGAUUCUUUCUUGUCUUCCUACGCCGGCCUCUUCUACUGGGUCGGGGUGUCGAGCGUCGCCUACUUCGUGUGGCUGCUGCUUCAGCACGUAGUUUAUGCCGUCCGCCUGUGGGUGCUGGGCAACCCGGCGGCGGUGGGCCCGCACCUGGGCGCGUGGGCAGUUAUCACGGGAGCUACUGAUGGAAUUGGAAAGGCAUAUGCAGAAGAGUUAGCAAGGCGUGGAAUGAAGGUGGUUCUUAUCAGCAGAUCUCAGGAAAAAUUGGAUCAGGUUGCCAAGGAAAUAAGAGAGCGGUUCAAGGUGGAAACGAAAACCAUUGCUGCUGACUUUGAAGAUCGUGAAUCUAUUUACAGAAACAUAAAAGCAGGCCUGGAAGGUCUCGAGAUUGGUGUCCUAGUAAAUAAUGUGGGUAUGUCAUAUACUUAUCCUGAAUUCUUCCUUGACGUUCCAGACCUAGAUAAAACAAUUGACAAGCUGGUGAAUAUUAAUAUCAUAUCUGUGUGCAAGAUGACACGAUUGGUGCUGCCCAGCAUGCUGGAAAGGUCCAAGGGAGUUAUAUUAAACAUUUCCUCUUUUUCUGCGAUUAACCCAACUCCAUUGCUGACUGUGUAUUCUUCAACCAAGGCUUUUGUUGAUUACUUCUCUGAAGGUCUCAGUGCAGAGUACAAAAAUAAAGGUGUCAUUCUGCAGAGCGUUCGGCCAUAUUUUGUAGCUACAAAAAUGACCAAAAUCCGUAAACCAUCAGCCUUUAAACCUACUCCUGAAGCCUAUGUAAAAAAUGCCCUCAACACCGUUGGUCUUGAGACACAAACUUCUGGAUGUGCAACUCAUGCAUUGGUGGCCUGGUUUAGCAAGUUUGUGCCCAAGUGGUAUUUCACAAAGAUGGCCCUUGACACGAACCUAAAACUGAGAGCUUAUUAUUUGAAGAAAUUAAAGGAGAAUUGAGUUGCAUCAUCAUGACCAAUUUGUUGGUAGUUCUGUGGAGCGAAAUACUGGUCAUAUCUUAAAGUUCUUUCGAAUGGGAUUUUCUUUUGGGACCACAGUCCAGCGUGAACAAAGAGAAAACUGAGGAGCAUGGGGCAAGGCAACCAGCAACUUGUUGAUUUUGUUUGUUGUUCUUCUGCAUCAUUGUUUUAGAAUGUGCUUUUUCGAUGUGACUUGGAACAGUAACGGGUACUUGUAGUUACUAGCUUUACUAAAAUGCACUUAACACCAACAGAUGUUUGAUUUGGGAAAUGAUGUCAGUGUGAUAAAUUUGACAGAAUUUGAUGUGGAACAUUGUUGGUGUUGAUACAGAACAACACUAAUAUUGGUAUUGAAUUGGUCGAUGCAGUAUUUCUUUCAUUAAAUAUUUGUUGUCAUUUAUUUUUACUUUGCAAGAAGUCACACAAUGGUCUUUAUUAUGAAUGAAACUGGACAAGUUUCCCCUCCAUCACACAUGGGCCACAAGAUCCUUGCCUUGUCAGCAUAGACUUCUUUAGCCAUUUCACUCCCUUCUACAUGAUCUCCCCACCUAAGACACUGUAAAUGUGAAAUUGUUGCAGUCUACAUGAUCAGAUUGAAGUGAAAGGGCUUAAUGUGAUAGCUGUAUAGAUUUUAUCCAUUGGCAAUACUUUUGUUUACUGAUGCUAGUCCUUUUACUAAAAUAGUAUAUUAAGAGAGGUGGGCUUUAUCAAACUGUUGGAAGACAAAUGCUACAGAUCGCAGUAACAAAUCUUGCCAGUUACUGAUAGUGAUUUAGCUCAGUUGGUAGAGCAAUGAGACUCUUAAUCCCAGGGUUUUGGGUUCAACCCACACCUUGGAUGAAAGAUUCCUGCACUGCAGGGAGUUGGACUACAUGAUCCUUGUGGUCUCUUCCAAUUCUAUGAAAAAAAAAUCCUUAAAUUACUCGUACCCUGGAUUGAAAGAUGUGCUUGUACAACAGGGCUUUCUUGCACCACCCCUCCCAAAGCUACCUCUGAGGAUUGAGGAAACCCUUUAUAAUAGUAUAGAGUGUCACAGAAGGCUACAAUAGGAAGGGAAAAUUGGGGGAAAGGGGAAUCUUGUGGAAACCUACAUGGCCUCCUCUUGCACCAGAACUCUUGGAUCCAAGGCUAUGUUGUUGCUUAACAUACAGUGUUUGAAAUUAGAUACUGAUAGAAAUAUUAUUUGAUGUGUAUAUAUUGACCCUACGCUACAGACCCAAUGAACUGAGAAUGUACAGCGUAGAAACUACAUUUUAAAAAAUUGGCUGCCUUUACAUGCAAAUUAAGAUUUCAGUGGUAACGUCCUAGACUUUCUCUGCUCAAGCAUUACCAGUUGUAUGUUUUACUCAAGUAAAAUUAAAAUGCUGUGUCUUUAGAUCAGAUAAGAGGAACCUUUCUGAUACUGAGAACCACAAAAUCUUUUGGGGGUUGUACAUUGGGAAGACACAAUGUGGGGGCCUGAAGUUAGCAGUGGCAUUGACCAGAGAUAGCAGUAGGCCACUCAUUUUAUUUCUGCUACCCCCCCCCCUUUAUUCUCUUCCCCAAGCACAAUUAAGCUUUGAAGUAAAGUUCCCAUUUCUGCAAAUGGGACCCUCCCCCAUCCCUUCUUAACUGCUGGGUGGGAUUGAGGAGGGGAGACUGGGGGACCAGAUCCAAAGGUGCAGCAGUAGCAAUUUCCUGCAUUUAGAUGCUUUCAUGGCGUACAGAGGACAGUUUUAUCACCAUAGCACAUGAGCUCUGUCUAGAGAGCAAAGAAUCCUAAGGGUGCUGAACUAACGGUGGCUAGUAGUAGCUGAAGAACCCUACCUAUAAGGUGAAUCAGAAAAGCAAAAAUUGCCCACUACCGUUGCCCUUAAAUGAUGGAUCGUGAUCAGUUGCCUAUGUUCUGAAGAAUCACUUGUGUGUGUUUGAGCACAUUUAUUGAUGGUAGAAACUCUGCAUUCUGUUUCAUCUACUACCAAUGGAGAAGCAAUUUAAGGCUCUGGUUUGAAAGUAAAUGUGUGUUAAAUGAUACUGUACAUAGAAAAUAAAUGAAAACCGAUGCAAUGGUGCUGAUAAGGAUUGAGAAACAAGUUUUGUCCCAGAAUGUGCUUAAAUUUUCUAAAUAGUUAUUUGAAAGAAGAUGGAUUUUGGCUAUAUAAAGCUUCUCUUACAACCAUUAGUAAGGCAGUUGCAAUGCAUGAGGUGAAGCACUGCUGCUGUGCUAUCCCAGCUGCAAGACUGCUCAAAGAGAUGGGGUAGGGCAGGGGAAGCAAUGGGUUGGUGGCGGCAGCAGGCAUAGAUGCAGACACACGUGCACCCACUAACACAAGGGAAAGUUGUGCUUUUCUAAACAAAAAGCAACAACCAUAGAGAAGACAGGGUUAAAGAAAAAGUGCUCAAACAUGCAAACAUACAAAUAGAUAUUUUAUGGAAUAUUAAAUAUCCAUUUGUUUGUAUCUCAUUUUUGAGCAUGUUAUCCUUUUGUGCACCUACUACCAACCUUGCUCAGCCUGGUCCAGCAAGCAGCAGUGCCAUUGGAGCCAAGAGGGUGGUGGAGUGGUGGUGCCCCACCUUGUGUGCUGCAGCCAUUGGAAAAUUAAGAGCAUAUUUGAGAUUGCUGGCUUGCCUAUGUAGCUUGACUGCUUUUUUUCCUAACUUGUUCUGUAAAACUUUCGAUUUAAAAUAAAACAAUAUUUCUCAUCAUGUUUAA
Molecule: messenger RNA, 3836 nt
Organism: Podarcis muralis (Common wall lizard)
Lineage: Eukaryota; Metazoa; Chordata; Lepidosauria; Squamata; Lacertidae
Gene: HSD17B12
Product: hydroxysteroid 17-beta dehydrogenase 12
Cellular component (GO): endoplasmic reticulum
Molecular function (GO): oxidoreductase activity
Source: RefSeq, a predicted model, not a curated record